This is a messenger RNA of Rotaria sordida, 1095 nucleotides long. NCBI's taxonomy places the organism in Eukaryota, Metazoa, Rotifera, Eurotatoria, Philodinida, Philodinidae. The record is from the annotation of a GenBank genome assembly.
AUGACUGCGACAAAAAAAGAUGAUGAUGAUGAUGGUUGGUUACCAGUAGGUGUUGAUUCUCUAUCAGACUAUACACCACAUAAACUUCAUCUUCUAUUGUCAUUACCAAUACCUGGUAAUGUAGAAACAUCAACGAUUAAUAAUAAUGAUAAUUCUUUAAAUUUAUUAAAACAAUCAUCAAAUAAAGCAAAACAAUCGUCAAGUAAACCAAAACAAUCAUCAGAUGAACCAAAAAAAUCAUCAAAAAAAACAAAAUUAUUUCGUUAUUUCAUGCCAAUAACUCGUAUUCGUGCUUCAUCAGCUUAUAAUGAACAAGAUAAAUAUUAUCAACAACAAACACCAAUUAAACCUGUCGAUCAACAAUGUGAUAUGCGAUUUUUUAUUAUUAGACAUGGUGAACGAGUUGAUCGUUAUUUUGGAUCUAAUUGGUAUAUGUUAGCAUUUGAUCAACAAAAUCAAUUUCAUCCUUAUCAUCGAAAUUUUCCUCCAAGUUUACCUCUUCGAUCAAAUAAAUUAUUUUGGGCACUUGAUACACCAUUAACAUUAUCUGGUUUAAAUGCAGCAAAAAAACUUGGUCAAACAUUAGCGUCAAAAAAUUUUAAACCACAUUAUGUUUAUUCAUCACCAGCUAUGCGUUGUAUAUUUACAACAAUUCAAAUUUUAAAAGGUCUUGGAUUAGAAAAUAGAAUACCAAUUCGUAUUGAACCUGGUUUAUUAGAAAUAGGUGCUGCAAGAUAUGGUAUGAGUGUUUUUUUUCAACCAAACGAUUGGAUUAAAAAUGGUAUUUAUGUUGAUUCAUCAUAUCAACCUAUAAUAACAACUGUUCCUCCAUAUGAACAUGAAAAUACAUAUUAUCUUCGUUCAAAAUAUGUUAUACGUGGAAUUGAAAAACUUCAUAAUAAUUCAUCAUUAGAAUCAAUGAAUAUUCUUAUUAUUGCUCAUGCAACAUCUCCAGAAACAUUAACAUGGGAUUUACUUGGAAAAGAACCUAAUGUUAAUGAUUUAUAUACAGUUUCAUUAGAUAUUUCUUAUUUACAAACGGUUAUAACUGAACGUAAACAAGAAAAUAAAUCUUGGUCUUUGAAAACGGGAUGA